UCUAAUGGCGUAAUCUGGAGGGCGUUUUUACGGAUCUGGGAAGGCGCUACAUGGCAAUCGAGGAGUCAAAAGACGGGAUCGGUGGCGAUGCCCUACUCUAUUAAUGGCGCACUCUCCUCCUCUCGUGGCUCAUCCUUUGCUCCUGUCGACUCGUCUCUCACUCUCUUGGCGGUUUCCUCGGCGAUCAAGCGAAAGGCGGCAUGGGAUUCUUCAGGAGCCUCACCCGACUGCCCGGCCCAACCGGAUUCGGCUUCAGUUCCACAUCCGAGCAGGUCACUGAGGGCGUCGACGCUUCCAAGCAGACCGUCAUCGUCACCGGCGGAAGUAGUGGGAUUGGAGCUGAAACUGCGAGGGUUAUGGCCCUCAGAGGAGCACAUGUCAUCAUUGGAGCAAGGAACAUGGAAGCUGCCAAUGUGGUAAAGGAGAAUAUCCAACAGAGUAUUCCAUCUGCAAAAGUUGAUGUCUCGGAGCUUGAACUUAGCUCACAAAAGUCUGUCCGAGCCUUCGCAGACAGAUUCAUUGAAAGGAAUCUACCCCUCAACGUCUUGAUAAACAAUGCUGGCGUGAUGAACUGCCCUUAUAAACUCUCAGAAGAUGGUAUAGAGAUGCAAUUUGCUACAAAUCAUCUGGGUCACUUUUUGUUGACAAAUCUUCUACUUGAGAAAAUGAAAACUACAGCAAAGGAGUCAGGAAUCGAAGGGCGUAUUGUGAAUCUAUCAUCUCUAGCUCACAUUGGGACAUAUAGAGAAGGAAUACGGUUUGACAAACUCAAUGACAAAGCUUCAUACAAUGAUAAAAUGGCAUACGGGCAAUCCAAACUGGCUAACAUAUUGCAUGCCAAUGAGCUUGCUAGACGCUUAAAGGAGGAAGGUGCAAAUGUUACAGCAAACUCUGUUCAUCCUGGCAUGAUUGAGACAAACUUGAUGAGACACUCUGUUGCUUUUAUAACUGCAUUACGAGCUGUAUCUGGCUUCAUGUGGAAGACUGUACCUCAGGGAGCAGCCACUUCAUGCUAUGUUGCACUGAAUCCAAACAUGAAAGGAGUGACGGGGAAAUACUUUGCUGAUUGCAACGAGGAGAAGGUAACUGCCAAGGCUAGAGAUGAAGCAUUAGCAAAAAAGCUUUGGGAGUUCAGCGAACAGCUAGUUAAUUCAACUAAAGCAAAAUAAGAGCAAUGCGCACCACUUGGCUCUUUUCACUUAGUUUUUUGAUAGAGUGUUGCUGCAUUCUGUUGAUUCACUACUCAAACUGCGGCUCUUAUAUUGUUGUGCUAGUUUUGAAAUCUACUAAAUGUGUUUACCAUGCCAUUACAUUCUGCAAAAGAAAUAAAACUCGUGAUGCCAUAUAGUCGGUUUAGUGGAUUA
Zingiber officinale is the source of this 1364-nucleotide messenger RNA. Its product is annotated as short-chain dehydrogenase TIC 32 B, chloroplastic-like. The transcript is spliced from 8 exons. NCBI's taxonomy places the organism in Eukaryota, Viridiplantae, Streptophyta, Magnoliopsida, Zingiberales, Zingiberaceae. The record is from RefSeq and is a predicted model, not a curated record. The coding region runs from base 201 to 1169 and encodes 322 amino acids.